UCAGUGCGUGAUCGGCGCUCAAACCUGCAACUUGUGCCCCCGGAAAAAAGUGGCAGACAGACAGCGCGAUAGUGCGAGAGUCGGGCGAUUAUACGCAUGUCGGUACAAUAGUAAUUCUCUACGGAGCAAUAAAUAAUCAGCCCGGUCGUGUUAGUGAUAAGAACAAGUUCCACAAUAUCAACCGAAAAUCGGCCUAUUUGGAGUAUUUAAAGAGCACUCUCUUAACCAUGCAGCCAGUUCUGGAAGUGAGCAUUUACACCCUGCUGAAGAUGGCGUUCAUUUGGCAGCUGAUCUCGGCGGCCAUCUACCUCGUAGGACUGCUCACCAUCGGUGUGUUUCUGUACGACAACCUGAAGUCAUUGGUCAGCAUAAUCAAGGCCGUCCUGGAACCCUACUUCCAGCCCCACUUGCCAAGGACAUUGGUGGAUAAGUUCGGACAGUGGGCAGUGGUGACUGGAGCCACCGAUGGCAUUGGCAAGGAGUACGCCAGGGAGCUGGCUCGCCAGGGUAUCAACCUGGUGCUCAUCUCGCGGACGAAGGAGAAGCUCAUUGCGGUUACCAAUGAGAUUGAGAGCCAGUACAAAGUGAAGACCAAGUGGAUUGCAGCGGAUUUCGCCAAGGGACGUGAGGUGUACGAUCAGAUCGAAAAGGAACUGGCGGGCAUAGACGUUGGCAUUUUGGUCAACAACGUGGGCAUGAUGUAUGAGCACCCCGAGAGUCUGGACCUGGUCUCAGAGGAUCUUCUUUGGAACCUUCUUACCGUCAACAUGGGAUCGGUUACCAUGCUCACCCGCAAGAUCCUGCCCCAGAUGAUUGGUCGCCGAAAGGGCGCCAUUGUCAAUCUGGGAUCCUCCUCUGAGCUCCAGCCACUGCCCAACAUGACCGUCUAUGCUGCGAGCAAGAAGUUUGUCACCUACUUCUCCAAGGCCCUGGAACUGGAGGUGGCGGAGCACAAUAUCCACGUGCAGCUGGUGAUGCCCAACUUUGUGGUGACCAAAAUGAAUGCCUACACCGAUCGGGUAAUGCAGGGAGGUCUGUUUUUCCCGAACGCAUACACUUUUGCCCGGUCCGCCGUAUUUACACUGGGAAAAACGAGCGAGACCAACGGUUUCUGGACCCAUGGCAUUCAGUAUGCCAUUAUGAAAUUGGCUCCCCUGCCGAUCCGCACAUACUUGGGACACCAACUGUUCAAACGACUGAGAAUCGAGGCCCUCGAGCAAAAGCAAAAGAAACUGAAGCUUACUUAGGUUGUUAAGCUAGGUUAGGAGUCAUGUAAAUAUUUGGUUCUUAGUCAUAAGGCUUAAACUAUUAACUAGAAAAAAAAAAAAACACACAAAGCCAUGAAAAAAUACAAAAUAUAAAACAACAGAUAAAACAAAAGAUAAAAGGCACAUUCGCAAAACCGGCUGGCUAAAUCAAUUCCCAAAAUGCACUGCCGGAUUGCAUAAGAGCUGCAAUUUGGCCAAGGAGUGGAGGGGGUUGGCUUUCGGACGGUUUUAGCCGUGAAACCGGUUGGCCAGCGCGCGAAACUACUGACCGACAAAAUGGCAAAGUGGCCAACUGCAGUCGGAAGCCGCCAGAAGACCAGCGAUGACUGGGUAUCCGCAUCAUUGCUCGCACUUUUAGCUUGUAUUAUAGACUGUAUAGCCGUUACUCGUAGAAAAAAAGGGUGUACUAGAUUCGUUUUUUAACAGAUAGUAGCAGUUGAUCUAGUCAUGUUCGUCUGCCCGUCCGUAUAAACACUGUAAACUAUAAAACCUUAAAAGUUAAGAACAACCAUGUAGUGCCUUUGCUUCAGAGGAUUGCCACGCCCACGGGCCACCCAAAACUGUGACGUCUACACUUAUGAAAAGUGUUUUUUGUAAUAUUAUUAUUUGCAUUGAAAAUGUCUAAAGAUAUGCCCAAAACAUUUCGAAACAAGUUCUCUAGCUGAGUAACAGGUAUUUCAAAGUCGACUAUACCGUUCAUUUAUGUUUUGUUUGUUUUUUUAACUUGUUGUCCAGUUGUUAAAGGCCUCAAUUUGCACAUGCAUAUGCCACAUGCAAAUAAAGAUAAAGUACUUUUAAGAUCUCUCGAAGAACUGCACACAAAUACAUGAAUUUAAAUUUUGAAUGGAAACUUAGACUAUGCAAGUUAAAUUACACCUUUCUGUCGGCAGAAGUUUUAAUUGGGUCCACU
This is a messenger RNA of Drosophila melanogaster (fruit fly), 2178 nucleotides long. RefSeq lists its product as uncharacterized. Gene Ontology annotation, cellular component: mitochondrion. Lineage: Eukaryota; Metazoa; Arthropoda; Insecta; Diptera; Drosophilidae. The coding region runs from base 228 to 1247 and encodes 339 amino acids. The transcript is spliced from 5 exons. The record is from RefSeq and is marked reviewed.